Candidozyma pseudohaemuli is the source of this 342-nucleotide messenger RNA. Its product is annotated as 60S ribosomal protein eL31. Gene Ontology annotation, molecular function: structural constituent of ribosome. The record is from RefSeq and is a predicted model, not a curated record. The coding region runs from base 1 to 342 and encodes 113 amino acids. Gene Ontology annotation, cellular component: cytosolic large ribosomal subunit; ribosome. The transcript has 2 exons. Gene Ontology annotation, biological process: cytoplasmic translation. NCBI's taxonomy places the organism in Eukaryota, Fungi, Ascomycota, Pichiomycetes, Serinales, Metschnikowiaceae.
AUGGCUUUGCAGGACGUUGUUACUCGUGAAUACACCAUUAACUUGCACAAGAGAUUGCACGGUGUCCACUUCAAGAAGAGAGCUCCAAAGGCUGUCAAGGAGAUCAGAAAGUUCGCCAGCAAGCACAUGGGUACCACCGAUGUCAGAUUAGAUCCUAAAUUGAACACCCACUUGUGGAAGAGAGGUAUCCAGGGUGUCGACUACAGAAUGAGAUUGAGAAUCUCCAGAAAGAGAAACGACGAGGAGGACGCCAAGGAGGCUAUGUUCGCCUUCGUUGAGCCAGUCAUUGUCCCAACCACCAAGGGCUUGCAGACCGUUGUUGUUGAAGAGGAUGAGGCUUAG